Psylliodes chrysocephalus is the source of this 515-nucleotide messenger RNA. Lineage: Eukaryota; Metazoa; Arthropoda; Insecta; Coleoptera; Chrysomelidae. The record is from the annotation of a GenBank genome assembly.
CUUUAAGUUUUUUAAAGACAACCCUGUCUCCACAAUUUGACAAAUAAAACAUCUAACUGUCGUUCAUCAAAAUUUAAGUCAAACAUUUCAUAAUAAAAAAUCCUUCUUUUUAACAAAGAAUACCUUUGGGUCUAAUGCAAAAAAUUGAAAAACCAUCCAAUUUUAAUGGCCUUAGACAACCUAUGUCAUAUUUACCACUCAAAGUAAUUCGUAAUCUCGAUCCAAAAGAAAAGGAAGAUCUAAUUAGAGAUUGGAAAAUAUUUCAAGAUGAACGUAAAAAUCAGAAAAAACUCCACGAAGAAGCUGCACAAAGGAAUAUGGAAAAAAAGAGAUUACGAACACUGAAAAGACAAGAAAAAUCUAUGUUAAAGUGGAUCGAGAUGAAAGAAAGGGAAAUGAGUAGGAAAAAACUACAACAAGAGGUAAAGGAACGACGAAAGUACAAGACAUUUACCAUAAUAAAUCAAAGAUAUGAAGACUGGAAAUAUUGAAUAACCCCAAAUAUUGGAAUGACG